Arachis stenosperma is the source of this 897-nucleotide messenger RNA. RefSeq lists its product as uncharacterized. The record is from RefSeq and is a predicted model, not a curated record. The coding region runs from base 1 to 897 and encodes 298 amino acids. The transcript has a single exon. NCBI's taxonomy places the organism in Eukaryota, Viridiplantae, Streptophyta, Magnoliopsida, Fabales, Fabaceae.
AUGAAGAACCAAGGAGAUGCCAUCAAGAAGCUUGAAUCCCAAGUAGGAUUUCUUUCUCAACAAAUUCCCAAAUCCACUGAUAUUUUUCCAAGUGAUACUGAGAAGAACUCAAGAGGAGAAACAAAGAAGGUGAAAGGGGAAGAAUGCAAGGCUAUCACUCUAAGAGGUGAAGAGAUUUUGGAGGAAGAGAUUUGUAGGCCAUCAGAGCAUACCCAAGGGGCUUCAAAGGAGAAGUUAGAAGAGAUAAAACAAGAAAUUGACCUUGCACAAGGGAAGAAGCCAAUGGAGAAGGAAAUCUUGAAAACUUAUGUCCCAAAAGCAUCAUUCCCUCAGAGACUCAGGGGUGGUGAAAAAGAGAUGACGUAUUCUAGGUUCCUAGAUAUAUUUACAUCUCUUCAUAUCAACAUUUCCUUCAUUGAAUCCCUCCAACAGAUGUCCUCAUAUAUCAAGUGCAUGAAGAAGUUGCUAACCAAGAAGAGUACCUUAAAGAGUGGACAAACAGUAGUGAUGACUAAGGAGAGCAGUGCCCUUAUCCAGAAGGAUUUGCCCAAAAAGAAUAAGGAUGCAUGGAGUUUUCACAUCCCUUGUGUUAUAGGGGAUACAAUGAUUGACAAAGGGUUUUGUGAUCUGGGAGCAAGUAUAAAUCUAAUGCCUCUAUCUCUCAUGAGGAAGCUGCAAAUCAAUGAGUUAAAACCUACAGAUGUAACCCUCCAAUUGGCUGACAAGACCCAAAAACAAGCAUUAGGAGUGGUCGGAAAUGUACUAGUAAAGGUAGGGAGGUACUUCCUCCCUACAGAUUUUGUUGUUCUAGAGAUGGAAGAAAGCUACAUUCAUCCAAUCAUUUUAGGGAGACCAUUCUUGGCCACAGCCAGAGCACUUAAAGAUGUUGAGCAAUGA